Macroventuria anomochaeta is the source of this 951-nucleotide messenger RNA. RefSeq names its product DJ-1. Gene Ontology annotation, molecular function: protein deglycase activity. Gene Ontology annotation, cellular component: cytosol; nucleus. NCBI's taxonomy places the organism in Eukaryota, Fungi, Ascomycota, Dothideomycetes, Pleosporales, Didymellaceae. The record is from RefSeq and is a predicted model, not a curated record. The transcript is spliced from 4 exons. Bases 152 to 760 code for a protein of 202 amino acids. Gene Ontology annotation, biological process: protein deglycation, glyoxal removal; guanine deglycation, glyoxal removal.
UCCUUCCCUCCCCACACUGUUCGAGCCAGCUACGUCAUCGCCUAUGGUCGCAACUGCUGCAUCGAGACAACAACAACAACAACAACAGUGACCUUUGACAUUUCACCAACCCAUAUUGGAGCUCUGUCGUACUUUGGUCUCAAUCGCCACCAUGCCGAAAGCAUUGAUCCUAGUCGCAGACGGCUCAGAGGAGAUCGAGUUUGUCACUCCAUACGAUAUCCUCACCCGCGCUGGCUUCGAAAUCCAAUCCGCAGGCGUCAACCUCAAGAACGAAAACUAUGCACACAUGACACGCAACAUCCGCAUCGUCCCCGACCACCCCACCCUCUCCUCCGUAAGCAACCCAGAGAGCUACGACACCCUGAUCCUCCCAGGCGGGGCUCCUGGCGCCAAAACAUUCAGUAACUCCAACGACGUCCUCCAACUCAUCGCUUCCUUCCGGGCACAGGGUAAGUACGUAGCCGCCAUCUGCGCAGGCACAACGGCGCUUGUUGCGGCGCAGAAGCUUGCGGCUUCGAGCAAGACGGAGAGUGGCGCGAGUCAGAAGGUCAAGAUUACGAGUCAUCCGAGUGUGAAGGACGAGAUUAAGGAGGCGGGGUGGGAGUAUAGUGAGGAGAGGGUUGUUGUUGAUAGGAGGGUGGUUACUUCGAGAGGACCUGGCACAGCGAUGUUGUUCGCACUUACGAUUGUAGAGGUGCUGGUAGGCAAGGAGAAGAGGGAUGAGAUUUCAGGACCACUCAUCGUAGCGGAUAAUUUGUGAGCAUAACCUUGAAACUCCUUUUUGCGCUCAGUAUAGAUUGGUCGUGGUGCACAGAAAGAUCAGCAACUACUUCGUAAUCCUUCAUUUCCCGGAAGCGUGCAGCCGAGUCACACCGUUGGUGUACUUACUUCACACAAUGAAGAGGUAAUUAGAGUUUUGAUGUAUGCAGACAUUGUCAUGAGUUCUAUCUG